AUGGAACAUCCAGUAUUUCGGAGGGCCCCUAACGGGACUCUCCUCUUAAAGGCCACGGACGAAGCCAGCACCCUCGCCCCCCGGCGAGCAGCCGGCCAAGCCCUGUACAGGGCAAAGAAGCCCGAGGAGGUGGACGCGGAGGCCUGGGCCCACGUCUCCUCCGAGGGUGGCUCCACCGCCAACGCCACCCUCGUCCUGAGCCGGUGGAAGGUCCAGUUCGGCCAGUACCAGGGAAAGAUCUUCCACUGGCUCCUGGAGAACGACGUGGGCUACGCCAUUAAUCUGGUCGCCUCCCACCAGAAGGAGCGAGAGAGGACAGGGUCUCAGUCCCCGCUGAUGGCCAACAAGGACGCCUUCACCCACUACUCCUCAGCGUACCCUGACUUUCUGGAGGCAGUCAGGUUCCACCGGGCGUUUGAGGAGGCGCGGGCGAAGUCCCUCCUGCCUGGUCAGGAGGGACAGGCCCUUGUUGGCUUCGGGGACUUUAAAUUUGAGACCCUGGACAGCCUGUACGAGUCUGUGGACCCCAAACAAAUCCGAUUUGUCAACUACCUCCGGAGGAAGAUUCCCACACCCGGCUCGCAGAUGGAGAACGCCAUCUGCUACCAAGAGCCGAGACAGACAGAGACCUGCUGCUGUUGCUGCUGCUGCAUCCACCACCACCAGCACAGUCUCUGUCUCUGGCCAGAGAGCGAGGACUGCAUCAAAGCCUCUUGGUUCAGCGCUUGCGGCCUUCGUGUCCGGGCGGCGUUCUCUGUCUGCCGUGGAACUGCAGGCAAAGAUCAAGAAGCUGGUGGUCCCUAAGCCUGCAUUUCCAGCCUCCCUCAGAUCAGCUCUUCCCUCCAAGCCAUCGGAGGAGUCUUCCGAUGACGAGCUGAUCAGGGCGGUAGUUGACAUGGAGGAGUGUAAGUAAAAACUCAAGUAGCAUUCAUGCAACAUGUUGUUGAUAACUGAAAGUUUGACUUCCUUUUUGACCCUUCUCCCUUUAUUUUGCUCUAUAAAUAUGCCCGUACUCAGAAGGAUAUGACCUGGCAGGUAAGUUUGCUUUAAUGAAAAACUAUCCGCCUGUUUCAAGUCUCAAAUCACCAAGCUUCACGCCGACCAAUCGCCUGUCAGAUCAUCACUAACGAGUGCUUGUAGAGUAAGCUCAUCAUCCUCUCCCUCGUAAACCUGCGUAACCCCUCCAACCGCUCGCUGCCUGCAUCGCUCCCUCAACAAGUCUAAUCUGGUGCCGUUGUUUUGUCUCGUCGUCACUUUCUCU
Molecule: messenger RNA, 1261 nt
Organism: Gymnodraco acuticeps
Lineage: Eukaryota; Metazoa; Chordata; Actinopteri; Perciformes; Bathydraconidae
Exons: 5
Coding region: 1-804 (267 amino acids)
Source: RefSeq, a predicted model, not a curated record